UGCCGGUGUGCCAUCCCGACUGGCACUCUCUCUCUCUCUUUCUGUCUUUCUCUGUCUUCUCACAUCCACAUACUUCACUCACUCGGUCUGUGAUCUCGACCAUUUCAGCAUGAGUUAUUCCGGCGACAUGUACACGAGCAGCUCCUACAGGAAGAUUUUUGGAGAUGCGCCACGGCGCGUCCCCGUGGGCAGCAGCCCGUCCCGGGUGACGGUGAGUUACCGCUCUGGACCCCAGCAGCAGCACCGCACCUACGGCUCUCCAUCCCCCAUGAUUACCUCCUCUAGUUACCGGACCAAACUCGCAUCCAGCCGCGGCGGCGGCUUCCAGUCCAUGCAGGACAACGUGGACCUGACGCAGACCACCGCAAUCACCAACGAGCUGAAGAUCAUCCGCACCAACGAGAAGGAGCAGCUGCAGGGCCUGAACGACCGCUUCGUGACGUUCAUCGAGAAGGUGCACAACCUCGAGCAACACAACAAAGUUCUGGAGGCGGAGGUCGCGCUGCUGCGCCAGCGCCACAACGAGCCGUCGCGCCUGCACGACCUCUACGAGCAGGAGAUCCGCGAGAUGCGCGCGCGCGUCGAGGAUCUGACCCACGAGAAGAGCCAGAUGCACCUGGACUGCGUGCAGAUGAACGAGGCUUUGGAGCGCGUCAAGGAGAAGCUGGACGAGGAGACCCGACUGCGGGAAGAGGCCGAGAACAGCCUGAAGGGAUACCGCAAGGACGUGGACGACGCCACCCUGUCCCGCCUGGAGCUCGAGAAGAAAGUUGAGUCCCUGCUGGAUGAGAUCGCGUUCCUCAGGAAAGUGCACGAGGAGGAGAUGCAGGAGUUACAGGCGUCGCUUCAGGCCAGCCAGGUGUCUGUUGAGAUGGACGUCAGUAAGCCUGACCUUGCUGUGGCCCUGAAGGACAUUCGUGCCCAGUACGAGUCUCUCUCUGCCCGGAACCAGCAGCAGGCGGAGGAAUGGUACCACUCCAAGUUCACCACUGUAACUGAGCAAGCGGUGCGCAACAACGACGCUCUGAAGCAGACCAAGGAUGAGCUGUUUGAGUACCGCCGACAGCUGCAGGCCCGCACGCUGGAGAUCGAGGCCCUGAGGGCCCAUAACGAGGCCUUAGAGAGACAGCUGGCGGACAUGGAGGACCGCCACAACAACGAGAUCGGCGAGCUACAGGACACUAUUCAACAGCUGGAAUCUGCUCUGAGGAGCACAAAAGGUGAGAUGUCCCGCCACCUGCGCGAAUACCAGGACCUGCUGAAUGUCAAGAUGGCACUGGACAUUGAGAUCGCAGCCUACCGGAAGUUGCUGGAAGGUGAGGAAUGCCGUCUGAGCUCAGUGGGCGGAUCCAUAAUGCAGUCUGCCUACUCUUAUCCAUCGAGCCGCACUUAUGCUCUAAGCACCUACAGAAAGGUCGAAGCCAAGCCUGAAACAGAGGAAGAGGAAGAGCAAGAAGAGGAGGAGGAGGAGAAGGAAGAAGAAGAAGGAGAGGAGGAGGGAGGAGAGGAAGGAGAGGAGGCCGAGGAAGGAGAAGAACAGGAAGAAGGAGGCGAGGAGGAAGAGGAGGAGGAAGAACAGGAGGAUGAGAAGGAAAAGGAAAAAGUAGAUGAGAAGAAGGAAAAGGAGGAAAAGAAAAUCCCAAAGGAACAGAAAGAGAAUGAGAAGGAGAAGGAGAAAGAAAAGGAAAAGGAAAAGGAGAAAGAGAAGGAAAAGGAGAAGAAGAGCGAUAGCAAUAAGGCAGACAGCAAGAGUGAAAAGGGUGAAAAGGCUGCUGAGGUCAAGAGCAAGUAAAGCUGCGUACUAUCUCCGAUCUGCUAUACUGCUAUACUUCACUCACUCACACUCCGUGUCCUCCUUACCUCUUUGGCCCUCUGCCAAAUUCACAUCAACACACAACACCACCACCACCACACUAAAGUCAUCCACCCAUCUACACUUUCAUUUCACUAGUUAUGGCUGAUUUCAUCUACUGAUGUAUCAGGAUCUCUGCAGGAAAAGCAACGAGUCAGUAAAUGGAAGGCUGGCUAGUUUUCUGUAUAGCACUCAAGAGAUUAAACAGCAUCUGUGCAGAUAGUAUAUGAAGUAGUUCAGCCAAAAAUGGUAAUUUUGGCAUCAUUUACUGUCUUUCAAAAAGAGAUAUUUGGCAGAAAGUUGGAGUUUGUGUUUUUUAAUACAACAGAAGUGCAUGAUGAGUAAACUUCCGAGCUCAUUCAAGUAUCAUAAUUAUUGUUUGUGCAAUUUGUGCAAGUCAUCUGAAGUUGUAUCUGUGUGGCGUAACAUCUGAAAAAUAAACUUCAUAUCUCACUUGCUAUUAAAAUGUAAACUGAUUGUUCACCUGGAAAUGAAAAUCUUGUCAUCAUUUAGUCUGUCAUUCUAAAACCAUUAGACUUUGGUCAGUCCAGGUAACUUAAACUUAAAAGAUCCAGAAAAGGUUAUAAAGACUGAUUAAAUGGUGAUUAAAUGAUUGCCGAAUUUUCAUUUUUGGGUCAAGACCUAGCAGGAAAAAAGUGCAAUUGUUUUUUUUUUUUAUUAUUCAACGCAAAUGCAAGUGAGAUCACAUUGCUAUACUUCAUAUGGACCACUUUUCUUGUUUUGUUUUGGGUGGGGGUUGGCAGUAAAAACCAUCAUGCACUUCUGUUGUACGGAACAUAAGAACUUUACGUUUAAGCCAGUCUUUGUGUUUCACUAAUGUAAAGGCAAUAAUAUGGUAUCAAAAUGACAUUAGGGAGUGUAAAUGAUGGCAAAAUGUUACUUUUUCACAUCAAGACUGUAAAGACCCUAGUCACACUUGGUGUUCAUGUGCCAUUAUUGCCAGUAGUGCAUGACAGCACAAGGAAAGGUGAUCCAAAUGCACAGGCAAUCGGUGCAAAACGGACCAAGUUUGCAGGUUCCAACCUCUCGGUGCUAUUUGAUUUAAAAAAAUAAAUGAGUUUGGACUUGGAAGAGGUAAUUAUUCAUAGAGCAAAAGCAAAUCCAUUAUAUAUAGAUUUCACUUGAGUCCUGAAUGUAUGUCACGAGCCUAGCACAGCAAUUUUCCAGCAAUUUAAGGGCAUCUAUACCCACAUGAUUGAAAGUUCAUUUAAAUAAGUUCACUCAUAGGGGAAAGAAUGUUUCAUUCACAUUCUCAUGCAAAGCAUUUUUGAACAUUAAUGAAUGCAUCCGUCCAUCCAUUUAUGGUUUGCUUAAUUGCACUGGUCACAGCACGGCGAACGACGCGGCAUGGAGAUCAACGAGGUAGAUGAGAUAAAAGAUUAAAUAUUUAUGGGUUUCUUGGGGAGGGUUUCAGCUUUUAGAUUUGGGAGAGAAGAGUGCUUUGUGCUUCUGUAGCCUGGGAAAAUCCUUCUGUAAUAUAGAUUCUGACGCUUUAGAGACGAUUGCUGCUAAAUAUCCCUCUAUUCCUUCCUGUGUUCAAAAAUGACCUCCUCUUGAUCGAUUCAUUCUUGCUGGAGCGGAUCUCUGUUUCUGAAGUAAAUCUUCCUCUCCAUCCUGAUCUCUUUACGUAUAUUUCUUAUUCUCUCUUUCCCAGUGUCUCUUUCCAAAAUUUUCUUUCUAAUCCGUGGCAUGGUUUCCUUCUAAAAUGUGUAAAAGUUUCCUGUGUUUAGCCCGUUUAUUUUUGUGUUUCUGCUUUGUGUUUGAAUUUCGUUAUAUGUCCGGGCCAAGGAAGGUCUUGACAUUUUUAUACCAAAAUACAGUAACAUUUUCUUUAGGCACAAAUUUGUUUUGGCUUAAAUAUGAUCUGGGCAUGCUCUGGACCCCAACUGAAAAAAAGCAUGAGUCUGUGUACAUUAUUAUAAGUUUGUUGUUGUUGUUGUUGUGUGUGUGUGUGUGUGUGUAUACACAAGAGCUUUCCUGCUUCAAGAAGCACUGUAAACAGCCGUGUUUGUCUGCAGCGCUGCAGCUGGUGGUGAUGGAUCCAGCUCUCUUCUCUCCCUGCAGGUGAAAGGCAGGCAAUAGAGAGGGCAGAGGGGUCAUAGACAGUCACACCAACAGCCAAUGUGAAGGGAUAUUAACCCUUAAAUAUUUCUUCUUACAUAAACCUUUGUGCAUAUACAAAGUUUAAUGUCUGGCCACAGAAUAUAGUUCUGUGUUUACCAGAAUUGUAGAAAUGUUUUAUCAAAGCUUGGAGGAAAUUGGUGAACUGUGGAAAUGGUGAUAUUAAAGCAAAUUUAUUGCGAGAUUUGACCUAAUUUUUGCAGCAAAUUUAAAAGACUAAAAGGAAGGAAAAGCAAGAUUUCCAAAAAUGUGAUAGAAACAAAUGUGAAAAAGUACAGAUCAUUCAUGAAAUGAAUCAGUCAAGAGGAGGUUCAGUUUGCAUGGCCUGAUUCACUUGGAGCUUGACAAUAUGAGGGGGUGGGAUAGAUUUGCUUGAUGUGUGUAAAAAUGUACGUAAAUGCCUUAAUCAUGAAUCUAAACUGCUUAAAAGAGUCCUCAUGUUUUCUGCAUCUCAGCACUGUUUCAGAGAUGGUCCGGGAGUGAAGACACUUUAACUGUAUGGCUGCUAACUGAUACAGUGAUGUUCCCCUAAAGCCAAAUAAAACCAUUUAUCAACUAAA
Molecule: messenger RNA, 4554 nt
Organism: Carassius gibelio (silver crucian carp)
Lineage: Eukaryota; Metazoa; Chordata; Actinopteri; Cypriniformes; Cyprinidae
Gene: neff1
Exons: 4
Coding region: 110-1792 (560 amino acids)
Cellular component (GO): intermediate filament
Molecular function (GO): structural molecule activity
Source: RefSeq, a predicted model, not a curated record